Messenger RNA from Aspergillus heteromorphus CBS 117.55, 446 nucleotides. RefSeq lists its product as uncharacterized. The coding region runs from base 74 to 289 and encodes 71 amino acids. The record is from RefSeq and is a predicted model, not a curated record. NCBI's taxonomy places the organism in Eukaryota, Fungi, Ascomycota, Eurotiomycetes, Eurotiales, Aspergillaceae. The transcript has a single exon.
AUGCCUCGAUCUGGGAUCCGGCUUUAAUGUGCUAGUACGGAGUACGACUGGAAUUCUUUUUUUUUUCUCGAGCAUGGAGUUGGGAAGGAAUACACCGGUAGUGGCACUGGCACUGGCGCUGGCAUGGCGCUUGGUCGCUGUAAUAUCUCGCUUAAUAUCCACCUAUGAACAGAAUUUUUCGUCCUGCCCACUUCCACUCGUCUUUACCGCUUUUGGUGGGAGCUACGAGUAUCUGCAUACCAUUACGUAUCAGAUCGAUCACGUCCAUUUCCUCCUAUCCAUGAUGUAGAAGUUCUACUAUAUAUGGGUUACAUUGCAUGGCAUGGCCUACAUAAUAACGAGCUAUGCACUAUUCAAUCCAAUUUUCACUGUCUAUCGUAACCCCAUCCAUCCAUCCAUCCAUCCAGAUAACUCACCCAACCACAAACUCACCCACAAUGAACGCA